AUGGGGUUGCCUCACAUCACCCGUACCGACUCUGCUCGCGAAUAUGUCUUGAACUCUCCCCGAAUAUCAACACAAGAGGGGCCGCCAUCUGAUAUUCAUACACCCACCAGAAACGAAUAUGACCGAGAUCAACGAAGCAAGCCAGAUGAAGGGGAUAAUACUGAAAAGCAGUUCGAUAUUAUUGCCACCAAGGUCAACACAACAAUUCAGGAUCUAAAUCGCAUUUAUAGGCUGAUAGGAUACCUGGAGGGAGAAAUAUCCGACAAGAAGAACGAUAUCUUUCAUGUAAUUCAGGACACCAUCUCGCAGUUUGCGGCAAAUCUCCAGCGGGAAAGUAACAAUAUCCAGAACGAAUGUGAGUGGCUCCGGCAGCAGAUCCGCAUCAUUUUGGCAAUGCUCAACGAUACCAAUGGAGAUAAGACCCUCAAGCUUUCAAGUCGAGGAGUAGUGUUCGACGACGAAGAAAUGUUCAAAAGUGGAUUCAAAGAGGAUGUCCUUGAACAGAUGAAUCGCUAUCAUCUGGUAUCACAUAGCGGAUUCUACUCGAGCUCGCCGUUCAACGUUGCGGGUGUUCUACCGAGUGACGAUCUAUCCAUGCAACAGCAGUAUGAAUACAUGGUGGACCAUACUCCAGAAUUGUCUCUUCUACAAUUGAAAGCUCGACUCAAUACUAUUUUCCUCGAAGUUCUCCAGUCAUUUGUUGGUGUAUAUCGAAAGUUCAAUGAUCUAACGCUUAUCUUCUGGGAGAACAUCGAAACCAUCGGUGAGUGCUGGACACCUCACUCGAACAUCGAAUUGAUCAAGUCACUACCGACCAAAUCUGAGGCAGAAGCCUUAUCGAAUCUUCUAGACGAGUUUAGUGAAACUACCAAGAAAUUGAAACUCAACGAGCGAACAUCUAGACCCGAUCUCAUGCUCGGACCCAAAGGAAAUAUUCUGAAUGACUACGCAUUCAUCAUUUCCAGUCCAAGAAAGGCGAGUAAGGAACCUGUCAACAAGGCUGAAAGUGACGAUGACGCCGUUAGCAUCCAUGACGCAAUGGAAACUCUACGAAAUGUCAAUUACAAGCUCGUGAGAGCCAUUCGUGCUCUCAAAAUCACCAAGGUUUCUAGUGACGUAGUAGCUGGAGUGGCCAAAGAGGUGGAAUGGACAGAAACCGAAAUGGGUCGACGUAAAAUCUCCAUGAGCGAAGUCAUUGAUCGGUGUCUUAUAUUAAUUCGUCAGCUUUCCUUAUCUAAGCACGACAUCAUCUCUAUUCAAAAAAUGAGAGAUCUCUCCGAUAAAGAGAAGUCCAGUGAGAACUAUUUUGACGAGGAAACACUCAGAUUCAUUGGUGAAAACCCUCGGGAGUUCGGCUUGAUGGACCACCAUCUAGACUUUGUCACCAGUCUUGCUACCACAUUGCAGUCUUUGAAGGAUGCUAAGCAAAAGAAGUGGGACUUCUACUCCAAAGCUUGUGUCCCUCUUUGGGAAAAAUUGGGGGAAAGCAGAGAGUAUAUUCAGCAAUUCUUGGAUGCCAACUCCUCUUUGACUGACAUGUCUUUAACAAAUCUCAAGAUGGAACUUAACCGAUUGUACAUUAAACGUUCUGAGUUCAUUGAGACGUUCAUUUCUGAUACAAGAAGAGAAAUAAAGGAAUACCAGGACGCAUUGCUCUAUUCAGAGAGCGAAAGACAAAACUUCAAAUACCACCAGUUCGAUAUGAACGACAUUAAUGACAAGGAAAUGGUAUUGAAAGAACACGAGGACGAAGUAGAGCGCUUGAAGGCGGAAUAUUUGACCAGGGAGCCAAUUCUUAAGCUCUAUGUGCAAUUGAAAGAGUUAUUGGACGAUCAAAACUUUUUGGUUGAAUCAUCCAAGGAUUCAUCGAGAUUGCUCAGCAAGAACUCAUGCAAAAUUCUCCUCAAUGAAGAAAAAAUCAGGAAGAAAAUCAAUAAGUCAUUACCAAGAGUGAUAGAGUCAUUGAAACAGGAGACGAUUAAAUACAACAAUGACCAGCUCUCAAAAGCCCAGCGGCCGAUGUCUAUCGAUGGGCAAGAUUUCUUUGAAAGAAUUUUGCUAAUUGAAUCUGAACAGGCUAACCAGAACAACUCCAAGUUCCGUGCCAGAAAUGUGAGGAGUACUAGCUCACCUCGAAAGAGCAGGGCUGCACCAGCAUCGAGAACUUCACCAUUGAAGUCCAGGUCUCCAUCCAGAGUUGUGAAAGAUACAAAAACUCAGGUUUCUCCUGGAAUGUUACGAAGGCAAGUUUCUGGAAAUAUAUCUCCAGUGAAUGUAAUAAAGAGAUCCUAUGAUGGAGCAGGUGAAAAUCAGACGGUUCAGAAAACUAGCAGAGUUACUUCUAGAGUUACGAGCAGCAUGUUUGACAGUCCUCCAAAAUCACUCACCAACGGACAAUCAACAAUGUUGAAACUUGCAGGUACACACCUCCAACCACUCAACUCGCCUUUAGGGCCCGGAUCAAUCUACAGCGAUGUUGGAUCUGAUAACCGUGAUAUGAGAAGCGAAAACAGUACGUUGUAUUCCAUGUGCACAAGAGUUUCACCGUUGAGAAAUGACAAUCAUAAUAAUUCCAUUAGGGCCAACUUUUCGCCCAUUAAAGGCUUUGAUCCUACUCAAAUGGACGGAAAGGAAAAUACGAGAGAUAGUUUCGGUACGCUUUCGCCCAUUCGAGUACCAUCUGGGGGAAUACAUCUUGAAAACGACGGAAACAAGCGUUUGAGCUCCAGCAGCUUCGCAAACUUGACCGUAAUGGGAGAUGAUUACCAGCAAUGGAGAGAAGAGAGGAUCAAAGCAAUCAACAACCGGAUGUGA
This is a messenger RNA of Sungouiella intermedia, 2814 nucleotides long. NCBI's taxonomy places the organism in Eukaryota, Fungi, Ascomycota, Pichiomycetes, Serinales, Metschnikowiaceae. The record is from the annotation of a GenBank genome assembly.